Melitaea cinxia (Glanville fritillary) is the source of this 867-nucleotide messenger RNA. RefSeq lists its product as uncharacterized. Bases 1 to 867 code for a protein of 288 amino acids. Lineage: Eukaryota; Metazoa; Arthropoda; Insecta; Lepidoptera; Nymphalidae. The transcript is spliced from 3 exons. The record is from RefSeq and is a predicted model, not a curated record.
AUGACGAACUGGAUGUACAUAUUAACACACCCGGAAAAACUUUACAACGUAGACGAAAAGGGAUGCCGGAUUCAUAAUCAACAGACUGUUUUGGCGCAAAAAGGAGCUCGACGAGUACAUUUAAUUGCACCAGAGCAUGCUGAAAAUGUAUCAAUCGCUAUUUGGGUCAAUGCUGUCGGGACUCUUAUUUCACCAAUGAUAAUAUUUAAAGGGCAGAGGCAGAAGCCUAAAUUUAGUGACAAUUUACCAACUGGCAGUUUCAUAAAAAUGUCACCGAAAGUCAUGACAACCGAAUUAUUUCUGGAAUUCAUAGAAGAAUCUUGGUUUUGCCGUGCUUGCAAAGAAGAUCAUGUGUCGGAUAUGCGACAAUUAGCAAAAGUAAAACCAGUUGGUGGUAUCGUAGGCAAAAAAUUUGUACCGCUAACGGAAAUACCUCCACCCCAAGUGCCACACUCGAAAUCAGGAAGAAGACAUUUUGAAGACGAAUGCAGCAAACGGCCGCCAGCUCGAGAAGUAUACGAUGGGAACCAAGUAGAUAUUGUGGGAGAUUACUACGACGAGAGAGUGGCAAAAACCGUCGCCACUGUUGUCAUACCUGAUCAUAUCGAUUUUAAACAUUUCCAAGUAACGACUCAAGUGCCUUACCUUACACUGGGUCCAAUAGAAGCCAUAGGCUACCAUCCUAGUACCAUAAAAAGUGAACAUCCCAGCGAAUGCGAGAAGAUAUACCAGGAUCACAUAGCGGAAAUGUAUUCCGAUGAAACUACAGACUACUCUGAGGAGUCUUUGGAAAUGGCGAAAAUGCCCGUACAACCUAUCCCCAGGUCUUUAGAACAACGCAUCGCUGAAAUGUACGAUACAAUAUAA